CGACGUAUCCCGAAAACAAAUGCUCAGAGAGCAGGGUAAUGACGGUGUCCCAGACUCCCGUGCCAUCAAGCUCCUCCAGGACGACUCCCAGAGCAGCAGCCAGUCUCCGAUCUCGAACCUGUUCGGGGGCCAGUACAAGUCCACGCUGCGCUGCGUCAGCUGCGGGAACCAGUCGGCGAAGUUUGAGGCAUUUUCACACCUCUCCGUGCCGAUGCCUGCCAGGGCCAGUCAGUGCUCGCUCCACGAGUGCAUCCAGCUUUUUGUGGAGGGCGACACAAUCAGCGGCUGGACUUGCCCGGAGUGUCAAAGCAGCGACGGGGCCACCAAGCGGCUUGACAUCCGGCGUCUUCCACCAGUACUGAUCAUCCACAUACAGCGCUUCUACAACGACGGCGCGUGGAAGAAGAAUCAGUCCAGCGUCCUGUUUCCGCUAAAAAACCUGGACAUGUCACCGCAUUUGGCUACCGAGGAUGCGCACCAACAGCACCACAGGUAUCACCUGUGCGGUGUGGUGAACCAUUACGGUUCCAUGGACAGUGGCCACUACACAGCCUUCUGCCGCGCACCCAAUACGGACAGAUGGCACAAGUACGACGACCAUCAGGUGCACGAACUGAGCGGGGGGAGCGUGCAAAGCUCGGCCGGAUACUUGCUGUUUUACUCGGCCACCGACCAGCGGCUGUAG
Messenger RNA from Amphibalanus amphitrite, 685 nucleotides. Its product is annotated as ubiquitin carboxyl-terminal hydrolase 8-like. The record is from RefSeq and is a predicted model, not a curated record. NCBI's taxonomy places the organism in Eukaryota, Metazoa, Arthropoda, Thecostraca, Balanomorpha, Balanidae. Gene Ontology annotation, molecular function: cysteine-type deubiquitinase activity. The transcript has a single exon. Gene Ontology annotation, biological process: protein deubiquitination. The coding region runs from base 20 to 685 and encodes 221 amino acids.